This is a messenger RNA of Adineta steineri, 441 nucleotides long. The record is from the annotation of a GenBank genome assembly. Lineage: Eukaryota; Metazoa; Rotifera; Eurotatoria; Adinetida; Adinetidae.
AUGUCGACACGGGAGAGCGGUCCAUCAUAUAUACGAACAAAUCAAAGUGCAAUUCGUCCUCGAAAACAACAAAAAAUCGAAAUUAAAAAUGAACAUAAAGACAUACUUUCUAAAGUCCAAAAUAAUCUUACAGAAUAUCAUCAUGUACCAAGAACGCAUGCAAUUUUUGAAGAAUAUGCAAAUCAACUUUUUAAUUAUUUAAACAGUUGUUAUUUUACUCCCGUACCAUACAAAGAUCAUAUUGAAGCUCGAGAACAAUCACAAACCACUGCAUCGAUUCGAAAUAAAAUUAAACAAUUCAAACUUAUUAUUCGUGUCACAGAUAAAAGUAAUAAUUUUUAUAUUGGUUCGGCUAUUGAAAUAGAAAAAAAAGUUCAACAAUACUUUAUGGAUACAAAUGCUUUCACAGUAAUAAAAGAAAAUCGAUUACCUGAAAUCUGA